Molecule: messenger RNA, 1422 nt
Organism: Exserohilum turcica Et28A
Lineage: Eukaryota; Fungi; Ascomycota; Dothideomycetes; Pleosporales; Pleosporaceae
Exons: 2
Coding region: 1-1422 (473 amino acids)
Source: RefSeq, a predicted model, not a curated record
AUGUCAGUGCGACAAAGUUUCCAACUCCGCCCCUCGGGAUGGGAACACGAUCCUGCAGAGGAACGAUUCAAACUCUCCACCAUUGAUUACACGCUCAACUGCGCCUAUAACCAUUACGCCGUCUUCUUCCGCAUGAAGGAUGCAAGGAAGAUUCAGGCUGUCGAUUUUCUCAGAGCCGGGCUCGAAAGAACACUCAGCCAGGCACGGCACAUGUGCGGUACCAUUGAGGCAGACCCCGAAGGCGGGUUUUCCUUUGUCAAGAAAAGGGAUUCAGCCGUGCAAUUUGUUGUUCAUUGCCUGCAUCCCCUUGGUGGACAUCCAUCUCUCGAUGACAUUGAGAAAGCCCACUUUUCCGGCCGCAGUGGGCUGCGCGAUAUCAACUUGUGGGGCAUACCGGAAUUGACUUGGGGCGAACGACCAGAGGCCGAGCCGGACCGCAGCCCAGUGGUAUCAGGAUACCAAGUCACUUCGACCAAAGGCGGCCUGGUCCUGAGCAUGCAUCACCACCAUUAUUCCUGCGACGUCAUGGGAUGGAAUGCCUUUACGCGCCAGCUAUCUGCAAACUGCUAUGCCGUUGCCAAGUCGACUAGCUUUCCUCCAUGGGAUGCUGCAUGCCUCGAUGUCUCGCGCUUUACCAAAGACGUACCACAGAACAGCCUCGUCGAAGGACCUCCUGUAGCGCAGAAACACCCCGGUCACGUGGAGCAGCAGGCUGUGCUGUUUCAUUUGCCCAAGAGCAAAGCCGCCGCGCUCAAGGAGCUGGCAAAGCCGGCAGACUCUGCGUCGCCUUGGAUAUCCACAUAUGACGCCGUCUGCGCCUACAUCUGGCGGAUGCUGUCGCGUGUGCGGGCUCCCCACUACAAGACGGAUCCCUCGACGGUUCUCUGGAUGGGCGAAGCUGUCAACAUGCGGCCUCGUCUCAGCAACCCGCUUCCGGAGCGCACAGUCCGCAAUGUCAUUGCCGGCGCAUUCUCGGAUAUGGCCCCUGUCGCGCCCCUCACGGCUGGAGAGGUCAUGUCGGAGGCACCGCUCUCCACGCUAGCCGUUUAUAUCCGGCGGUUGACGGAGAGUUGCAAUGAAGGGCAUUUCCUUGGCCUCCUUGAUGCGAUAGCGGCCAUCAGGAACAAGCGAGCGUUGGCCCUCUGUCUCGACGCCCGUCCGCCCAUGAGUAUGUUUGUGACCGAUCACCGCUCGGCCGACAUCAGUGACUUUGACUUUGGCUUCGCAAAGCCCAUUGCAUACCGGCAUUUUUGGGGAGACACAAAGUCGCCAGGCGUCAUUGUCAUCUAUGCCCCCGUGCGGUCGAGCGCAAACGCGGAUGAGGGCUGGAUGUUUACACUGACAAUGGAAAAGGAGCUGGUGCCCAGGUUGAGGGAGACUGCAGAGUGGGCCAAGUACUUUGAAUACCGGGGAAUUGAUUAG